Leptosomus discolor (cuckoo roller) is the source of this 2047-nucleotide messenger RNA. The record is from RefSeq and is a predicted model, not a curated record. Lineage: Eukaryota; Metazoa; Chordata; Aves; Leptosomiformes; Leptosomidae.
UGUUACAGAGAGGGAGAGAAUAGGGAUUCCCACUGAACCAGAGUCUGCGGACAGCAAUGCCUAUCCUCCAGCAGUUGUCAUCUACAUGGUGGAUCCUUUCACCUACACUGCAGACGAAGAAUCUGCCUCAACCAACUUCUGGCUGUUAAGUUUGAUGCGAUGCUACACAGAAAUGUUGGAUAACUUGCCUGAGAAUAUGAGGAAUUCUUUCAUUCUCCAGAUUGUGCCUUGCCAGUACAUGCUGCAGACAAUGAAGGAUGAACAGGUUUUCUACAUUCAGCACUUGAAGUCGCUGGCAUUUUCGGUGUACUGCCAAUGCAGGAGGCCGUUGCCCACCCAGAUUCACAUCAAGUCUCUCACAGGCUUUGGGCCAGCUGCCAGCAUCGAGAUGACCCUCAAAAAUCCUGAGAGGCCCAGCCCAAUCCAGCUGUACUCGCCUCCUUUCAUACUGGCACCCAUCAAAGACAAACAGACAGAGCUGGGAGAAACAUUUGGAGAGGCCAGUCAGAAAUACAACGUGCUUUUUGUUGGAUAUUGUUUGUCUCACGAUCAGCGUUGGCUUCUGGCAUCCUGCACUGACCUUCAUGGUGAAUUGCUGGAAACCUGCAUAGUUAAUAUUGAUUUACCAAACAGGUCAAGGAGGAGCAAGUUGUCUGCACGUAAGAUCGGUCUGCAGAAGCUGUGGGAAUGGUGCAUUGGCAUUGUCCAGAUGACAUCGCUGCCUUGGAGAGUUGUGAUCGGGCGGCUCGGCCGCCUGGGCCACGGGGAGUUAAAAGACUGGAGUAUCCUCCUUGGGGAAUGUUCCCUGCAGACAAUCAGCAAACAGCUAAAGGAGGUGUGCCGCAUGUGUGGCAUCUCAUCAGCAGACUCCCCUUCUAUCCUCAGUGCCUGCUUAGUUGCCAUGGAGCCACAGGGGUCGUUUGUUGUGAUGCCAGAUGCUGUCACGAUGGGGUCAGUGUUUGGCCGGAGCACUGCGCUGAAUCUGCAGUCAUCGCAGCUGAAUACCCCUCAGGAUGCCUCCUGUACGCACAUCCUGGUUUUCCCAACCUCUGCUACGAUCCAGGUAGCACCAGCAAAUUACCCCAACGAGGAUGGAUUCAGCCCUACUAAUGAUGACAUGUUUGACCUCCCAUUCCCAGAUGACAUGGACAAUGACAUUAGGAUCUUAAUAACAGGGAAUCUUCACUCUUCACCAAAUUCCUCCCCAGUUCCUUCCCCUGGAUCGCCUUCUGGCAUUGGAGUGGGAUCUCACUUCCAGCAUAGCAGGAGCCAAGGGGAACGUCUCCUGUCCAGAGAAGCCCCUGAAGAACUGAAGCAGCAACCUCUUGCUCUUGGAUACUUCGUGUCGACUGCCAAAGCUGAGAAUCUCCCGCAGUGGUUCUGGUCGUCCUGUCCUCAGGCACAAAACCAGUGUCCCCUCUUCCUGAAGGCCUCUUUACAUCACCAUAUCUCUGUAGCGCAGACUGAUGAGCUUCUACCUGCCAGAAAUUCUCAGCGAGUUCCUCACCCCCUUGACUCUAAAACUACAUCAGAUGUCUUGAGGUUCGUUUUGGAGCAGUACAAUGCACUGUCCUGGCUUACGUGUAACCCUGCCACUCAGGAUCGCAGCUCCUGCCUUCCUGUCCACUUCGUGGUGCUCACUCAGUUGUACAAUGCCAUCAUGAAUAUACUUUAAUAGAUAGAAAAGCACUUGUUCUUCUGGCUUAUUCUCCCCUCGACUUGAGAAACGUGCCACAGUCUGCAAAGAUCGCAAUUCUGCUUCUCUUCAGACCAGUCCUGUGCUGUGCUUCUGUUCCUCCAAAAGCACAUGUGAAUUCUGCAGUGUUCAAAACUAAACUACCCAUUAACAUCUCUGGCAGCUUCAGUCCAAAAUCUGGGAACAUCCAAGAACAGUGAACACAGAGUAACCUCAAGCCAGUGUUAGUUUGGUGGCCCAGUAACUACUGGUCAGUGUGAUUAUUAUUUUUUUUUAAUAUUUUAUUUUUUUAAGGAAGACUACAGGAUCUUUUUGCUUUAGGAACUCUGGUAAACAACCAAGAGCAGUUUC